Molecule: messenger RNA, 2387 nt
Organism: Drosophila takahashii
Lineage: Eukaryota; Metazoa; Arthropoda; Insecta; Diptera; Drosophilidae
Gene: Ent3
Product: equilibrative nucleoside transporter 3
Biological process (GO): nucleoside transmembrane transport
Cellular component (GO): plasma membrane
Molecular function (GO): monoamine transmembrane transporter activity; nucleoside transmembrane transporter activity
Source: RefSeq, a predicted model, not a curated record
UGCCAAAGCAGAUGUCCCUCGAAAAGCGGUUAAAAUAAAUUCAGUGAAUAGUGAAUGUGCUAAAAAUAAAUAGAAAUUAAGGGCGCAACCAAAUCAGUUGGUUAGAUGGUUCUGUAAAAAUGCCCAGUGGCUAAUUGAAGAACAGCCACUUGUGUCUGUUUCUUAUCGAUUUGUGUAUAGGUCUGCACCCUGUAUGCGAGUACCGCAGGAAAAACAACAGAGUCCUCACGCCCACUAGGUGGCCAAUCUGGAAAAUAAUGCCAAGGUCCAGAAUACCUCAACUCGUCUAACAACAGGCAGUAAUUAAAAAGAGAUUUGCCACCGGAAAUCGCGACGAAAACAAGCGAACGAGUCGAAAUGGAUGUGGGUGGACAGGAAACCACCUAUGAGCCACUGGAUGGACGUGGCUCUGGGCGUUCAAGGAGCACCCACUCCACAACUGGACCGGGUUCGAGGCAUCCUGGCAGCAUGGACAGUCCUGAGUUCGAUACGCGUGCCCCCAAGGAUCAGAGGCACUCCGUUUACCUAGCUCUCCUGGCAGCGGGCAUUGGAUUUGUUUUGCCCUACAAUAGCUUUAUCAUUGCGGCGGACUACUGGCAGGCUCGUUUUCCGGGUCGCCCGGUGGCCCUGGACAUGUCGAUGACCUACAUCUUCGUGGCCUUCGCCACCGUGCUGAUGAACAACAUAGUGCUAUCGGUGGCUCCGUUCCAGUCGCGAGUCCUCUUUGGCUACAUGAUCUCCUUUACCACACUGAUCUUCGUGGCCGUUUGCGAGGUGGCCUGGCAUAUGUUUGCCACCAACACCGCUUAUUUGGUUAAUAUGUCGGCGGUGGCCCUGACCGCCAUCGGUUGCACCGUUCAGCAGUCGAGCUUCUACGGAUUCGCCUCGAUGAUGCCCAAAAAAUAUACUCAGGCGGUGAUGGCCGGCGAGAGUAUCGCCGGAUUCCUGGUGUCUUCCAAUCGGGUCGUUACCAAGCUGCUGAUCAACAACGACCGCGUGUCCACGGUCAUAUUCUUUCUGACCUCCACGCUCUACAUACUCUUCAGCUACCUGUUGCACGUGGCCACCAUCAACUCGCCGUUUGUGCGGUUCCACGUGGAGGCCUGCUCCAAGAUAGUCCUGCGGCCGGAUGAGCAGGAGAUAGACGGAGUUCCAAGUAGUACUCGGUAUGGUGUGCUCUCGAUGGAUGGCACCCAUACCACGACCACGGCGGUGGGACCUCCAGGCACCGGAAAUACGCUGAGUUUUAGUAAUCCCGUCUACGAGCUGUCCAAUCCGACUGCCGGCGAGAACAGCAUCGAGGCCCUAGGACAACUUCCCGAACUUCCACCCACACCACCUGCCCAGGAGCCCACCACUCCAACGACGGUGGCCUUUAAGGUGGAGCACGUGAUCACGCCACGCCGUUGCCGACCGAGCAAGUUGGGUGACAUUCGUGAGGGAUUCGUGACCCGCUGGCGGGUGGCGCAGGUGAUCUACCCGCACAUGGUGUGCAUCGCUUUGGCCUACUGCGUGACCCUCUCCCUGUACCCGGGCAUCGAGGUGGAGGUGCAGUCCUGCGCCCUUCGCUCCUGGAUGCCCGUGCUGCUGAUGUUCUGCUUCAACACGUCCGAUGUGGUGGGCAAGAUCCUGGCCGCCAGUCCGUAUCCGUGGUCGCGUCGCCAGCUGAUCCUGCUGUCCGGCCUGAGGAUCGUCCUGGUGCCGCUCCUCCUUCUCUGCUGUGCUCCUCGCCAGCGUCCCGUGAUCUCCGGCGAAACGGCGCCCUUUGUCUUCACCAUCGCUUUGGGCAUCACCAAUGGACUGGCCGGCAGCCUGCCCAUGAUGCUGGCCCCGGCAAAGGUGCCGGGAACCCUCAAGGAGGUAACCGGCAACAUAAUGACCUUGUCCUACAAUGUGGGUCUGACCGUGGGCUCGCUAAUUGGAUACGUUUUCGAGAGCAUGCUGGGUCCGCAACUGGUGAAUCCCUGUCCCUCGUAUCCCUAUGUGCCCGCCUCGAUGCUGGAGCAGUUCCACGGUCACGGCCAUGGACAUGGCCAUCUACCGCAUCCGCUGCCACUGACCAGCACCAGCACGAUGAGUCCACCAACCACGGGGGCCACUACGCUGGCACCACUCCUGCUCAACACCACAAUGCUGGCCCUCGGCAGCUCCAGUUCCACCACCAGCACCGCCAGUCCAGCGCUGGCCACCGUGAUCACCACCACGGCUGUGGCGCUCAUCAGCACGGUGGCCACCGAGGGAGCCGAGGUGAUCAACGCCACCAUAUCCUCGAUCCUGUCCACAGUCACCAGUUCGGUGGGCGAUAUCAGCGACGAGAUGACCACAGAUCCUCAAACGCCAGAUCAACUGCUCGAUAAUAUCUAAGGGGGAUUUUUUUGUUACGAUUC